ACACUAAUCAGAGCAUACAAAACCUACACCCGCACCCUCAACUCACUAGGGACCCACAAGGCAGUCAUACAGUCAAAAUUCCCAGACUUCCAUUUUACGUGUGUUUUUCCGCAAAGAAAAUAUCACGCGGUCUUCGUCCUGUUCUUAAAAACCCUCAACCCCCUCUUCGUCGCUUUUCUUCUCUACACGAAACCGGGAAAGAGCGGCGCGAUCAAAUCCUUUAUACCAUUCUCUCUCCGAUCUAUCGAGAAUCGGCUUCUGCUGCAGAUGUCUUUUGAGACCAGUAAGGAUUUCCCUCCAUGGUUGCUUUGGCGUGACUUUUGGAGCACAUGUCGUAGCCGAUUGUGGUUUUCUUGCCGAACUUUGUUUCGGGAUUGGACUUGACAAACAUUAGAAUCUGCUGUGACUGUAGGUCACAAUUUCUGUGUAGUUUUUAUUUCCAGCAUUCACAAAAAAAAAGAGAAAAAACAGUAGAAAUUAGAAGGUUUUGAAAAUUUUCUUGUAAUUCAAGGUCUCCUUGUUGUCGUCGAGCCAAGCCAGCUCUACUUCUUUGUAGUAGAGAAGAAGAUUCUGUGACAUAUUAUGAUGGCUAAGACUUCUCUGCCACCUGGUUUUCGUUUCCAUCCGACUGAUGUUGAGCUGGUUUGGUACUACUUGAAGCGGAAAAUAAUGGGAAAGCCUUUCCGGUUUGAGGCUAUUUCAGUGGUUGAGCUGUACAAAUUUGCUCCCUGGGAUCUUCCUGGUAAAUCUUGCUUGCGAAGCAGAGAUCUAGAAUGGUACUUCUUUUGCCCUCGAGAUAAGAAAUAUUCUCAGGGAUCUAGAACAAACCGUGCUACUGAUAUUGGUUACUGGAAAACAACUGGAAAAGACAGAUCCAUUUUUCACAACUCUCAAACUGUGGGGAUGAAGAAGACCCUUAUUUUUCAUUUAGGCAAGGCACCACAUGGCUCUAGGACUGACUGGGUCAUGUAUGAAUUCAGGCUCGAAUCAAAUGAAUUGGUUACUGCUGGAUACACACAGGAUGCCUAUGUUCUCUGCAAGAUAUUUCAGAAAAGUGGUCCCGGUCCAAGAAAUGGGGAACAAUAUGGUGCACCAUUUAAUGAGGAGGAUUGGGAGGAUGUUACGGAUACCGAGGAUGUUGGUUCCUUUCCAAGUAUCUUUCCAUCUGAGAAUGCUCAUCUUUUUUGCUCUGUUCCUCAACAAUCUGCUUCUUCUGAAGUUGUGUGGCCUUCCUCUAUAAUAAGUACAUUUGAAGUUGGAGAACUAUCCCAUGUUCCAGAACCUUCAGGAGUUGGAGAAUCUUCUUAUAUGCAAUACAACUCUGAAGUUGGUGAAUCCUCUUAUGUGCCAAACCCUUCUUGUGAUGACGGAAUCCUAUUAGAACAAGUGGAAGCGUAUCUUAAUAGUUCUCCAACUCAUUCAGAAAUUGCUAAAGGCGAGCAUGUGUUAGAUUCAGGAUUUCUGCUUGAGGAGUUCAUUUCAGAACCUGAUACUGCCUUUCAGAAUGUAUAUGACGAUCUCGCUGAUCCCCCCGUCCAGUCAUUUUCGGAAACAACUGAUGGAAUUCUGCACUCUGACGCUACAGGCUGUGAAUACACAUUGCAUAAUGCAUUAGCAGAAUUUGUUGAUUGGCAGUAUAUGGAGAUUACUGAUCUCAAUUUUACAGGAGAAGGGAAUCCUGCUGAGUUUGUUCAUCCGGGAAAUCAUCGUAGUCUACUUGCCGAUUAUGCAAGUUCCUACUUUCCUGGUAACACUUGUGUUGAAAGUGUUACAGACACUUACGUUGAAAGUGUUACUGGCACUCAUAUGGUGAGUGAGUCACUGCAAACAGGAUUUUGUUUCUCUGACCACUUUCUAUCUAUGUCUGAGGAUCAUGAUCUGCAUGAAGGGGAAAAUGGUGAAGGAAAAUCUCUGCACGGUUCUACUUUAGGAAGUUAGGAAGUAAGAAUGCUCUGAUUGGAUGCAUGAAAAUGUGGACUUGAGAUCAGCGUCUGGAUUUGCAUUUUCCCCUGUAUUUGGUUGUCGAGAUCACGAUCUGCAUGAAGGGAAAAACGGUGAAGGCAAAUCUCUGCAUGAUUCUACUGAGCAAGUUGGUAAGAAAGAAGCGUUCUGACUUGAUGCAUGAUAAUGCGGACUUGAGAUCAGCAUCUGGACCUGAAUUUUUCCCUGUAUUUGGUUGUCAGGGAAAAAUCUAACCUAGUUAGGACUUUAUUUCUGCUUACUAUGAAUAAUAUGUAAACCUAUGUCAGCUUCAUGCGGAUAAUUGAUGUUGAAUUUCAAAGUUCUACCCGGUUGGAUUUUGAUUUUAUCAGUAUAAAAAUGUUUGUUUGCCUUUUUUU
Molecule: messenger RNA, 2339 nt
Organism: Asparagus officinalis (garden asparagus)
Lineage: Eukaryota; Viridiplantae; Streptophyta; Magnoliopsida; Asparagales; Asparagaceae
Product: NAC domain-containing protein 53-like
Exons: 6
Coding region: 583-1938 (451 amino acids)
Biological process (GO): regulation of DNA-templated transcription
Molecular function (GO): DNA binding
Source: RefSeq, a predicted model, not a curated record